Messenger RNA from Gorilla gorilla gorilla (western lowland gorilla), 1631 nucleotides. RefSeq lists its product as uncharacterized. The coding region runs from base 173 to 508 and encodes 111 amino acids. NCBI's taxonomy places the organism in Eukaryota, Metazoa, Chordata, Mammalia, Primates, Hominidae. The transcript has a single exon. The record is from RefSeq and is a predicted model, not a curated record.
UGGAGAAGCGUAGGGGCAAGGAUGCGAGAAAACUUAGCCGAGCUUGACAGAGACGCCAGUGGAGGUGCAGCGGAGUGUCCGGCGAGUGGUGGCGCGAAGGUCCGCUCGGCCUGGGACGCCCCACCCGAGAGAAGAGGAGAAGGCGCAGGACUUGCGGCGCGGCGGCGGAGCCAUGCGAACCAACUCCGCCACCCCUGAGGCUGUUUGCAAACACUCACUCUCGGGAGCGUCGCGGGCCGGGCCAUUCGCGAACCAGACGCAACGACGAAGCGACCACCUCGAGAGUGGGGCGGGAAAGCUCCGCACCCUCUAUCCCCGCCACCAGUCUCCGCCCAGUAACUGCCCCCGGAGAAGCAGCCACGGAGCCCCUCCCGGCCAGUCGCGCUCUCCCGGCAGCGCAGUGCCCUCCGGCCCAGGCAGUUCCCAGAGCGCCGGCAAGGCCUCCCGGGUUAGAGCCGGACUCCCACAGGCGCGAACCCCGAGGGCGCGAGGUCCCCUAGAUCCUUAGGCGGCGAGGCGUUCCGGGACGCACGCGGCCUCCCCGGAGAAGGCUGGAGGUCAAGCAGCCCAAGUCUCUGCCACUCCAGAGAAGUUAACUAAAGCUCUGGAGUCCAAGAGUCGCGCGGACACUUAAUUCUGACUCUUCUUCCUAAACCCGGGAAGACAAACCCUAAGCAACAAAUCCGAGAUAGUUUUUUUUUAAGCAAAUAUUCCUUAGAAAGGGACUUAUGGCAACGAGAGAGGAAGGGUGACAAACUGCCUGUGGUCCGCACCAGGUAUGUAAGAAAGAACCAAGAGGCCCAAUUGUCUGAUACUAAGUAGAUGGAAAGAAAUUAACUUCCCUAUGCAAUUCAAUUCAGGUUCACCCGGCCGGACUUUAAGAGGGUAAGUCAAGCCCUCCCAAGGGGUUUCGAAAAAGCCGAACUACCAGGUUUUUAAAACGAAGUCUUCACCCAAAUGGACGCAUAGAUUUUUAUUUUUAUCGCAUAACCCAGGGCUGGAAUAUAACCUCCCAAAUCAAACUAAAAACAAUCACAUCUACCAGAAAUACGUUAAAAAGAUUCAGAAUCCAGACAUCUUAGGUUCAUACAUAAACCCUCAGUAUUAAGCAAAUCAGAAACAAUGUUCUAACUUUUUUUUUCACCCAAAAGUAUCGAAAGGCUACAGUGGGUACAACUCGUUUAGGAUAAUACAUAUACUAAAAGCACAUGCACGCCUUUCAUUGAAAUGCCUAGGGAGGAGUGAAGCCAUCUGUGUAAUCAAUAACAGGAUAGUUAUAGAUUUUUGUGGCAGUGAAGUCUUUUAAAAGCAAGAGUCAAUUAUGAAAAUAAAAUCAUUUUACAAAUGAAACUCUGUACCUGUACCCCCUAAGAAUACAUUCACAGUUAGAUUUACAACAGUAACAUUUUAAGAAAACUUUAGGUUUACAUUUACUUGCCUUGUUUUUCAUUAAGUUUGAAACAAUUUUAGUAGCUUAUUUUAAAAGUAUAUCCUACUAAGUUCUACGACAUAUAAAUUUGCACCAUUUCUCACAACUUAGAUAUUUUAUGUCUCGUAACUAGUUAAUUCUUGUAACGAUAAAAUAAUGGUAUUAAAUACAUGUGAAUCUUAAUUAUGAAAUAAUUAUCAAA